AGGUCCAAUAUGAGUUUGUUUGGAACAACAUCAGGGUUUGGAACUGGAGGCACCAGCAUGUUUGGCAGCACAGCUACAGAUAACCACAACCCCAUGAAGGACAUUGAAGUUACUUCUCCUCCUGAUGACAGCAUUGGUUCCUUGGCUUUCAGUCCACCAACGUUGCCGGGUAAUUUCCUUAUUGCAGGAUCGUGGGCAAAUGAUGUCCGUUGUUGGGAAGUCCAGGAUAAUGGGCAGACUAUUCCAAAGGCACAGCAGAUGCACACAGGGCCUGUCUUAGAUGUUUGUUGGAGUGACGAUGGGAGUAAAGUGUUUACAGCCUCUUGUGAUAAAACUGCCAAGAUGUGGGACCUCAACAGUAACCAAGCAAUACAAAUUGCACAGCACGAAGCUCCUGUUAAGACUGUCCAUUGGAUUAAAGCACCAAAUUAUAACUGUGUCAUGACUGGAAGCUGGGAUAAAACACUAAAGUUCUGGGAUACGCGAUCACCAACUCCCAUGAUGACAUUGCAGUUGCCUGAGCGGUGUUACUGUGCUGAUGUGGUAUACCCCAUGGCUGUUGUGGCUACUGCAGAGAGGGGUUUGAUAGUUUAUCAGUUAGAGAAUCAGCCGUCAGAAUUUAGAAGAAUAGAAUCUCCGCUUAAACAUCAGCAUCGCUGUGUGGCGAUUUUUAAAGACAAAGUGAACAAGCCAACUGGGUUUGCCCUUGGAAGCAUUGAAGGAAGAGUAGCCAUUCAUUACAUUAAUCCGCCAAAUCCUGCCAAAGACAACUUCACCUUCAAGUGUCACCGUUCAAAUGGCACAAACACGUCUGCACCUCAGGAUAUCUAUGCUGUAAACGGAAUUGCUUUUCAUCCCGUCCAUGGCACUCUCGCGACUGUCGGCUCUGACGGUAGAUUCAGCUUUUGGGAUAAAGAUGCGCGUACCAAGCUAAAAACCUCAGAACAGCUGGACCAGGCAAUCUCUGCCUGCUGCUUCAACCACAAUGGCAACAUUUUUGCAUACGCUUCCAGUUACGACUGGUCGAAGGGACACGAGUUCUAUAACCCGCAGAAGAAGAACUAUAUUUUUCUGCGCAACGCCGCUGAAGAGUUGAAACCUAGAAACAAGAAGUAGUGAGUAUCAUUCAGACCGUCCUUUUUAGCACUGCCUUUUUGCCAUGUGCCACCGUUUGGUCUCCUUCUUGGCUGCCUGUUUUGGAUUGGUAAAUGGCCGCUCAGCGGGGACUCUGUGACUGAUAACCAAGCACAUUCUUAAAGGCUGGGAAAUGAUCUUUUGAGUGACUUCGUUGUAUGCUGCACAGCGCUGCCUGACCUGGGCGUGACAGCCCUGCAUCAGACCGAGAAGCACUGCUUGCAUCCUGAGUUAACUGCUUGU
This is a messenger RNA of Euleptes europaea (tarantolino), 1377 nucleotides long. It is a transcript of the gene RAE1, whose product is annotated as ribonucleic acid export 1. The record is from RefSeq and is a predicted model, not a curated record. The transcript is spliced from 11 exons. Gene Ontology annotation, biological process: transcription-dependent tethering of RNA polymerase II gene DNA at nuclear periphery; RNA export from nucleus. Bases 10 to 1116 code for a protein of 368 amino acids. Lineage: Eukaryota; Metazoa; Chordata; Lepidosauria; Squamata; Sphaerodactylidae. Gene Ontology annotation, cellular component: nuclear pore. Gene Ontology annotation, molecular function: ubiquitin binding; RNA binding.